Corythoichthys intestinalis (scribbled pipefish) is the source of this 1453-nucleotide messenger RNA. RefSeq names its product MAK16 homolog (S. cerevisiae) (gene mak16). Lineage: Eukaryota; Metazoa; Chordata; Actinopteri; Syngnathiformes; Syngnathidae. Bases 200 to 1120 code for a protein of 306 amino acids. Gene Ontology annotation, biological process: maturation of LSU-rRNA; maturation of 5.8S rRNA. The record is from RefSeq and is a predicted model, not a curated record. Gene Ontology annotation, cellular component: nucleolus; preribosome, large subunit precursor. The transcript is spliced from 9 exons.
ACAGAGUACAUUCUCGCGAUGUUUGCGCUGGUGUCGUCACGAACAUACAAAGAUGGUGACUCGCCGGGCGUCCAUGUGCUUGGAGUGAGCCGAAAGAAAUCAGUUUAAAAAGUCUAUUCAAGUCAGUUGUCUUUUUUACUACCUUAGCCGAGAGGACGAGUGAAUCUUUGAGCUUCACGGCGAACACAAAACCCCCAACAUGCAACACGACGACGUGAUUUGGGACAUUAUCGGCAACACGCAGUUCUGCUCCUUCAAAAUCAAGACCAAGAGUCAAAAGUUCUGUCGAAAUGAGUUCAACAUCACCGGCCUAUGUAACCGCUCGUCUUGUCCGCUGGCCAACAGUCAAUACGCCACCAUUCGGGAGGAGAAAGGUCAAUGUUUCCUCUACAUGAAGGAGAUUGAGCGAGCGGCGUUUCCUGCCAAAUUGUGGGAAAAGGUGAAGCUGAGCAAAAACUACGAGCGAGCGCUGGAGCAGAUCGACGAGAACCUGAUCUAUUGGCCUCGCUUUAUUCGUCACAAAUGCAAACAGCGCUUCACCAAGAUCACGCAGUACUUGAUCCGCAUGCGCAAGCUCGUCCUCAAGAGGCAGAGGAAGCUGGUACCUUUGAGUCGUAAGGUGGAGCGUCGAGAGAAGCGCAAGGAGGAAAAAGCUCUGAUCGCAGCGCAGUUGGACAAUGCCAUAGAGAAGGAACUGUUGGAGAGACUCAAGCAAGGGACGUACGGUGACAUUUACAACUUCCCCAUCGUGGCCUUCGACAAAGCUAUGGGUCAGCAGGACGAAGAGAGCGAAGAUGAAGAGGAGAGCGAGGAUGAGGAGGAGCUGGAGCGAGAUGACCAGGACGUAGGCAAGAGGGAGUUUGUCGCCGCCGAUGAAAUAGAAGAGAGCGACCUAAGCGACUUUGAGGAAAUGAACAACUUGAGGACGAGCAGCGACGAGGAGCAAAGUGACCAAGAAAUGUCAACGGAGGAUGACGAAGAGGGCAAAAAGAGGAAAGGGUCACGCGGGAAAGGCAAAUCUCCAGCCAACGGCUCCGCGGUGCGAAGGAAGCGAGCAUAUGUGGAGAUUGAGUACGAGCAGGAAACUGAGCGGCCGGGUGAAAAGAGCCUCGCCACGUAGGUCGAUUGACAUGUCAAUCAAACUGAACUUUGUCGUGGCAUUUUGGCCAACGACACCAGCUCAGCACCAGGUCAUAAAUGGGCUGAAAGAUUCACACAAGUAACGCUGCCAUUGUCAGCAACGUACAGUCGUUAAGUGUUACUUUACUGCUUCAUCUAAACUUUGAUGAUGAGGCCAGCAUAAAAAUAUUGGAUGAAUGAAAAGCUCAAAUGUCAAUAAGUUAAAUGUUUGCAUUUUUUUCUCCCCAUGAGUAAAAUACACAGAAUAAAACAAGCCUAAGAGUAAGGUCCAUGAAAUGAAUAUUUUAUUCAUUAAAACGUGACAACCCAUAUG